GUGUCCGCUGCCAGAGUUGAUGCACGGCUCUCUGGAGGUGGAACUGGACGGCGCCGUGCCGCCCACCUCCGAGCCACUGCUGCGCUGCCGCCUCCUGGCUACCGUCGGAAGGGUAAAGCUGCGCACACGCGUCAAGGAGCCGCUGGAGCUGCGCUGUCGGCCGGCCCAGACUGCCUCCGUCAACCUGCCCAUGAAGAACGCAGGUAACAUCCCGCUCGAGCUGCGUCUGUCGGUGACCGGCCUGCGCGACUCGGUGUGGGUGCGGCCAGACCACGUCACCGUGCCACCGCGCGGCGAGCGGGACGUGAUGCUGACGUUCCAGCCGCGCGACCGACACAGCGGCGGCCGCGGCCAGCUGCUGCUCACCGUGCAGCCCGACGGAACCGUCUACGAGGUGGACAUUGUCGGCGUGAUCGGCGACUCUCGAACCGUGGACCGCCUGAGACCGAGCUCGCCGGAGAUGAAGUCGGCCCGCCGACACUCGAAGACCAGGAAGCGGCGCUCCCCGUCCUGUUCACGGUCCGCCAGCAGGUCAAAGAGCAGAUCAGCCAGUCCGCGGCCUCCGCUGGCCAGCGGCAGGGGCGGCGGCAGGGACGGCCACUGGACUGAGGUGCGGGACACCAGCGUGCAGACCAGUGUGCUGGCCCUGGCACCGGCCGGAGACGGGCCCGCCGCCGCCGCCCCCGCCCCCGCCCAGCCGGCGCUCCGACAGCCGGCCGAGCCGCCGCCGCAGCCGCCGAAGUCGCACCGAGUGGCGGCGCCGGCGCUCCACAGUAACAAGCGGCUCCUGCUGUGGACCGGUGUGCGCCGGGGCCGGCCCGCCGCCCGCACCCUGGUCCUGAGGAACAGCUCAGAGACGGACGGCUUGUCGCUGCGACUAGCCAUCGUCAACGGGCCGCAGUUCACGUUCCGCAUGUUUGACGAGGAGGACGGCGGUGGCGGCGGCGGCGGCGGUACCACUACCGAGCUGCACCUACCGGCACGCUCCGGGCGCGAGGUCACCCUGGUCUACCAGCCCAACAAGGUCGAGGUGACGGCCGCUGCGCUGGUCAUCAAGCCCGUGGUGCGGCAGCGCGGCGCCGUCGGCAGCAAAUUCACAAUCCCGCUAGUGGCCUACAGCGGCGCCUCGGACGUCCAGCUGAGCGUCUCACUGGAGAAGGGCCUCCAGCUGGGUGAGCUGUCGCCGGGAGCGACCGUGCGCGCGCCGCUCACCCUGACCAACGUGGGCGACCGACGGGCCUUCGUCACCGUUCUGGCGUAUAGAGACUCGGAGUGCCAGCACCCGGCAACCUCGUCCGAGUUCAGCGCCACUCCGGCUCGCGUCUCCCUGUCGCCCGGCGAGGUGCGUCAGGUGGCGCUGGUGUUGCGCGUGCUGGCCGACCAGCCGCCGCCGGCCACGCUGCGGGUGCUCAGCGGUGACGAGCUGCUUCGACAGGCCAUCGGACAGCUGUCUAGCGACCAACCGCUGUCGUCCCGCCUGCCGUCGCCCGGUCUGAUGGCUGUGGAUUUCACCAGCCCAUUCGAGGGAGAGCAGGAGCCGGCGCCGCUGGAGAUGGAGGCGCUGAGGAAGCUGCCCAGUGUGGCAGACACGUUCUUCAGCUGUAUGAGGCAGACCCGGCUGCCCAUCAGAGCCACGCUGAGCUCUCGCGCGGCUCCGAUCGACUGCUCGGAUGUGUUCACCGUCCUACACGCUGACGAUACGAUGGCCAGCAUUUUGAACAACACCUCCUUCGCCAACGUCACACGGGAGACCCGCCGGCCGGUGCCUACCUCAGUGGCCACGGCUGUCACCCGGGCUGCCCCGGCCCAGCGUUCCUGUCACACGGAGCCGUCACAUGCCGCGGCUCAGAACCACCUGAACACGAGCCAGCGACCUGUACGUCUGCCCGCUCCGGCGCUGCGCGGCCCUCCCGUCUCGGAGGUCUCGGUCGAGUCGGGUCCGGUGGGCGCCGAGCAGCUGGCGCCUCCGCCACCCAUCCUGUCGCCCCCGUGCGGCGGAGUGGCCGGCCGGCCGGCGCCGCUGCAGCUCGCCUCCGACCAGGUGACGUUCCCGACCACUGCUGUGGGACAGCGCUCGGCGGCCUCGCUCGGGUUCACCAACUCGAGCGGUGUGGGACUGCGCUGGACGCUGGAGGCACUCGUCAAACCCUGGAUUCAGAGCACUCCGCGCGCCUGUGACCUGACUCAGGUGGGCGGCGACGUGUUCCGCUUCCACCCGACACAGGGCGACGCGCGGCCCGGUCAAACCGUGUCACUGGCGGCCCGGUUCAGCCCGCCGGCGGCCGGCUACUUCACACAGACCUUCUACCUGGUGACCUCGGCCGACACUGCGCCGGUAGACAGCAACCAGGCGGUGCAGCCGUCCUGCCUCCUGGUGCGUGUGGCCGGCCAGGCCAUCUCGCCAGCGGCGGCGGCCGAGCCCGAGAAGUUCCCUCUGAGUGUCGAGCCCGACACGAUCGAGUUUCCGCCCAACGAGCGAGCCGUCAAGCUGGCCAUCAGCAACCGGACGCGGCUCGACUACGAGCUGGACCUACACGUGUCGGGACCGUUCUCCGUCAACCACGAGCGGAUGUUGUCGCGCGCGCGGCGCUACAUCCACCUGCCGGUGUUCUUCCAGCCGCCGGGAACUGGCGUGUUCACCGGCCGGCUGACCCUCAGUCUGACACAGCCGUCUGGUACGGCACCGCGCUGCUUCCAUGUCACGCUGCUGGGAGAGGUUCCCUGAGAACGGCCGCCGCCGGCCGCAGAGGAGGGGUUCUGUGAUAGAGCGGCGUGUGCUGGUGUGCUGGACGCAGCGGGUCGUGGUGGGGAGGUGACGUGAUCGUGGCAGUGUGACGUUAGCGGCCAUGGCCGUAUGAUGUCGCGUCAGCGGGCAUAGCCGCAUGAUGUCGCAUCAAUUGGGAUAGUCGCCAGCCAUGUCUUCCCCUCACCACUGGUGAUAAGGAGCAUUUAAGUCCAGUGUUGUCGGACUCGCUAUGCCGUCCAUAUGAUUCUUCUCGCGGGUUGGAGCCAGCUUCAACGUCGCUGUCCAAGACUGUCAUUAGCUGGUGGCACCGUGGGCCAGCCGCAGGAUAGUCGAUAAACGGAGGACAUAAGUCACCGAGACUGUGACUCCCUCCGAGGUGUCCACCCCGGGCUGUGUCGCCCUCUGGUUGUUGAGAUUGCGGAGGUCCGGACCGUGCGGGCUCCGGCGGCUACUGCAGAUCUGUGAAGUCAGGGAUGGACGUAACACUAGGGACCAAGCGAUGAGACUUUCACAAGCUGUGAACCGAUUACUUAUAAUAGCACUGCCGCGCCGAUAUCGGGUUUUUGUGAACUGAUUAGUUGACACUCUCACACCUAUGUAAUUAUGCCGGCUCGGAAUAAGUCUAUCUCUCUGUGUAGCUUGUAAUAAUCACGAUGUCUUGACAUAUCUUAGCUAUAACGCGGCAUGGAGGGAAAAUCGGGACAGUUUGAGCACGUCAUUGUGAAGUUCCUGAGAUUAGAGCUUUGUGAUGAGUUGGUACCGAUGUGUGCCCGAGACUGUCGGUUGUUCCCUUCCCUUGUGCCUUCGCUUUUUGUUUGUUUCGCGUUUUUAAUGUGGCAUUUAAAAUAAAUAUAUUUGUGGAAA
This is a messenger RNA of Amphibalanus amphitrite, 3610 nucleotides long. RefSeq lists its product as uncharacterized. Gene Ontology annotation, molecular function: protein kinase binding. The record is from RefSeq and is a predicted model, not a curated record. Bases 20 to 2725 code for a protein of 901 amino acids. NCBI's taxonomy places the organism in Eukaryota, Metazoa, Arthropoda, Thecostraca, Balanomorpha, Balanidae. Gene Ontology annotation, cellular component: cytoplasm; pericentriolar material; centriole. The transcript is spliced from 15 exons. Gene Ontology annotation, biological process: centrosome-templated microtubule nucleation; protein localization to centrosome; centriole replication.